Triticum aestivum (bread wheat) is the source of this 1836-nucleotide messenger RNA. RefSeq lists its product as uncharacterized. Lineage: Eukaryota; Viridiplantae; Streptophyta; Magnoliopsida; Poales; Poaceae. The transcript is spliced from 5 exons. The record is from RefSeq and is a predicted model, not a curated record.
AUGCGUGGAUGGCUCUUCAUACCAGUUUUGCUUCGCAGUCUCAAGCGUGGGCACGCCAUCCGCACUGCGCUUGGGGAGGUGAAGCUUCAUGAUCUCGCCGUCACCGACUACUUCAACAAAGUGCCGGGUAUGACUGACACACUUCUCUCCAUUGGCAAGGCGCUUGGUCCGAAGGAGUUCACCUCUUAUGUGCUCAACGGACUGAGUGACGACUAUGAUAAUUUGGUGGAGAAUAUCAAUGGUCAUGACACUCCCAUCAAGCCUGUGAGUUGUAUGCGCGUCUCCUCGCUAUGGCACAGCGCAUCCAGGCUCGCUGCUCUAUGCCGUGUUUCCCUUCCACCAAUGCUGCAACGCGUGGGAAGGGCAAGCCCUACAAGCCACCAACUGGUGGAAAACCUCCACCGACCGUGCCUAGUUCGUGGAACACCACUACCUCCACGGCAGGUCGAGUCCAUGUCUGCCGCCCUUCAGUUGUGUGGACUUGAUGGUCACCUUGCCUCCCGUUGUCAUCGUCGCUUCAAGCAGGAUUUCUUGGGGAUCAGGAAAAAUGGCAAGGGUAGUGAGAAGCAGGCUGUCCUAGCGAGUCAUGAGCAGGGGCAUAAUCCUUCUUAUCUAGUUGAUGCAUCUUCGUACAUGGAUACGGGAGCUACCAAUCACCUGAUGAUUGAGAUGGGCCAGCUCUCUACACAGGAGCCGUACCGUGGACACGAUCUGGUUCACUCCGCUAAUGGGGAAGUCACCUCCACCACUCCCACUUCACCUGAGACAUCUGCUUUACCUUUGCCUGGUCAAUUUGUUGAUGCUGCAUAUACGCUGUUGUUGCUACCUAACCAUGGUGCAGGGCUUGUAAGCAAUGACAUCCAUUAUAUUUGGAACCAUGGCCCCAAGUUUGGUGGGGGAUUUGAUUGUCGGUACUGCCCCCUAAUCACUAGAGGAGGAGGUGCAACCUGCUUUAGGGAGCACCUUGGAGGUAUACUAGGUGAAGUGAGGGAGUGCCCCAAUGUUCCAAGAAAUGUGCGUGCUGCAAUGAGAGACUCCCGGGAUGACGCAAGGCGGAAGAAGAGGGAAAAGACAAAUCGUAAACUCCGCUUGGAACGGGAUAUCAUGGAAGGGUUGUACCAUGGAGAAGGGGUGAUAAAUAUUGAAGAAGAUGAUGAUGAACAGAUUCAGGCCGCACUUCGGGAGUCCCUAAGAGACAAGAAUGUCUCUCGUGCAGUUGAGAGGAGGCGUGGGAGUGGGAGUGGUGUUCGUGUGUCGCUUGGGAAACAAAGUAUCACAACAUACUUUGACAAGGAAUUAUCGAGCAACACAGUAUCAAUGCAACCAAAGAUCAGUAGUGCUUUGAUUGUUGAGUCAGAAGAUGUACUUGGCCAAGCCUGGGCAAUGUUCUUUCAUGCUAAUUACAUUAUUGGUCUGAAAGCAAAUUGUCCCUAUUUUCGUGCGGCAGUCAAGAUAUCUCAAAACCUUGUCCCAGCUCCUGUUCCAACUGCUAAGGAGAUUGAUGGGAUUUAUUUGGAGAAAAAUUAUGAAGAAGCUGAAUAGUGGCUGAACAUGUUCUAGCAAGACUAGAGGAACUAUGGUGUAACUGUGAUGCGUGACUCAUGGACAAGGCCUACUGGUAUGUGUCUCAUCAAUUUCAUGGUGUAUUGCAAUGCACGGAUGUUCUUUCAUAAAUCCAUUGAUGCUUUCGGUCAAACUCAGAAUUCAGCACUUACAGGGAAUGCCGUGGGAGGUUUGGCCAAUGGUUGGCACAUUCUUUUGCAGAGAAAAUGUUGCCAACUGAGUGGUGGUUCCAAUUUGGACAGGAAGUUCCCAAUCUAUAGAAGUGUGCCUUGA